Molecule: messenger RNA, 704 nt
Organism: Mercurialis annua (annual mercury)
Lineage: Eukaryota; Viridiplantae; Streptophyta; Magnoliopsida; Malpighiales; Euphorbiaceae
Product: probable glutathione S-transferase
Exons: 3
Coding region: 1-612 (203 amino acids)
Biological process (GO): glutathione metabolic process
Cellular component (GO): cytoplasm
Molecular function (GO): glutathione transferase activity
Source: RefSeq, a predicted model, not a curated record
AUGAAUUUGGCUAAUUUUUCAAACAAUGUUAAUUCUCUAUUUCACAACGAGGCAUAUCUUUUUGUUUUUUCUUUACUCUUGCGAUUCAAUCCUAUCCACAAGAAAGUUCCUCUACUUUUGCACAAUGGAAAAUCCAUUUGUGAAUCACUUGUAAUCCUUGAAUACAUGGAUCAGAUUUGGAAACAGUUUCCAUUGUUGCCUCAAGAUCCUUUAGAGCGUGCUAAUGCUAGAUUUUGGGCUAAAUUUGGUGAUGAUAAGAUUUUACCUUCAAUUUAUUAUGGCACCUUCUUAAAACAAGGAAAAGAGCAAGAAGAAGGAAUAGCUUCAACAAUGGAGAAUUUGAAUUUUGUAGAACAAGAGCUAGGAGGAAAAAAAUUCUUUGGAGGAGACAAAAUUGGACUAGCGGACAUUACAUUGGGUUGGCUUGCUCAUUAUGUGAGUGUAUUUGAGGAAAUACUUGGUCUAACAAUUAUAGAUCAACAAAAAUCUCCAUUUUUAUUUAAAUGGAUACAAGAAUUUGCAAGUACCCCAAUUAUUCAAGAGAGUUGGCCACCGAGAGACAAACUUGUAGCCAAAUUUGUUGCCGCUAGAAAGUCUAGUUUUGGAGAAUAAAAGAGCAAGUUAUUCUAAAACCCCGUACAUUUGUCAUAAUUUAUACUUUGGUCUUUGUUAUUUGAAAAUUAUAUGAUUUGAUCUUUCACUUU